CUAUAGGUACAUAUACUGAUUGCUUUAGGUUUAUAUAUCUCUUAUGUUGCGUAAGUAAUGGAAAACAUGCUUCUUUACCAGCCCUGUUAUUACUAUUCACACUACAUGACUACAUCUCAUCAUUUUUAGCAUGUUUCCUAAAUUGUUUUCAUGAAACAACAAUGACUAUUCCAUCAAUAACGUCACAUCGUUUAAUCAUACGAUUAUAUCGAGACCUGCGGCGGUACGGGUCCCAGUUGCAGCUCACCGACCAGCAAUACUUUUUACAGAGGGUUCGGCGGGAAUUCGACCAAAAUCGAAACUUGAACGAUCCAAAGGAAAUAGAAUUCUGUUACAAGAGAGGCAGAGCUCUACUAGAUCGAGCACGAGUUAUUUAAAAGUUCCAUCAUGCUAACCAUAGUUAAAAUUGCAUCGGCGUUCCGUUCGUUCCAAAGACCUUUAUUCCGGCUGAAAACCACAAUUGACACUUCCAAAGUG
Molecule: messenger RNA, 477 nt
Organism: Armigeres subalbatus
Lineage: Eukaryota; Metazoa; Arthropoda; Insecta; Diptera; Culicidae
Exons: 3
Coding region: 162-377 (71 amino acids)
Source: RefSeq, a predicted model, not a curated record